Molecule: messenger RNA, 2213 nt
Organism: Episyrphus balteatus (marmalade hoverfly)
Lineage: Eukaryota; Metazoa; Arthropoda; Insecta; Diptera; Syrphidae
Product: zinc finger protein 737-like
Exons: 4
Coding region: 44-2044 (666 amino acids)
Cellular component (GO): nucleus
Source: RefSeq, a predicted model, not a curated record
AACGAAAACGUAUAAAUAAAGUUCAAGAUAGUUGAAUAUCAACAUGGCAAUGAAAAUAAAGACAGAAAAUGAAGAAAACACGCAAGGUGUUAUCGAAUACGAAUCAUCUUGUAUAGCACCUGAGUCUGAACAAAACCAAAAUAACCUAAACGAAUAUUCUCAAAUCCAAUCAGACGAUGCUGAUGCACCCAAUCUGAUACAUUCCAUUGCAAAAAGAUCUCAAAUAGAGGAACAGUCAAAAUCCAGUGAAGAUCAAACGGAGCUUAUUACUCCUGAUGGCACUGGAGCGGAACUUUUUUCGAUACUGGAAAUCGAAGAGACAAAUGUUAAAAAAGAACCCAUCGAAAAUCAAAUCUUGAAAAAGAACCAAUGUGGGAUUUGUCAAAAAAUAUUUCGAGGAAAAUGCCUGCUUGAGAUUCACAUGCGCGUUCAUACCGGAGAAAAACCUUUCAACUGCACACUAUGCGGGAAAAACUUUCGACAGAAAGCUGCUCUCAAAACCCAUUUAUUAAAUCAUACGAAAAUCAAACCGUUUAAGUGUGAUCAGUGUGAUCGAGCGUUUGCCACCCAAAAAGAUCUAUCAACUCACUCUUUGAUACAUUCACAUGAAAGGCCAUUCAAUUGUGAUGUCUGCAAUAGGUCAUUUGUAUCUGAGAAAACAUUAAAGUAUCACAGAGCUCAGCACACAAGAGGAUAUCCAUUUGGCUGUGAUGUUUGUGAAAUGAGAUUUUGCUAUAUGCAUCUUCUUCGGCGACAUAUGCUUACACACACUGGAGAGAAGCCAUACAAGUGUAAAUAUUGUGGUAAAGGAUUUCGACAAAGACACGAAUCUGUUGUUCAUAUGCAAACACAUCCAGAAAUUAAUUCAGACAAAGAUAAGCCUUCACUUCAACAGGUACUGCAACUUAUUAACUCAUUGCCUAGAGAAGGAGACAUAUGUGAAGCUAAAGAAUCCUCUCUAACAACUACUAAUGAAAUCAAUGGACUUCAACCGACUGAAACUGUAUCUAGUCCUGGCCUCACAAGUCAACCUUCACUCAUUGAAGAUCAAUCUCAACUGUCUACUGAAAUUGAAAACCCUGUACAUAACGGAGACAAUUCAGACACUUCAGAAAUACAAGUCAAACUGGAACCUAUGGAUAUGGAAUGUACCAAAAAGUUUGUUUGUAAAUGUUGUGGAGCUCGUUUUGCUUUGCAAAAUACUUUAAGUCAUCAUGUGCGACAAAAUAUGUGCUCUCUAAAGCAUUUCACUUGUCCAAAUUCAAAAUGUCAAAGGGUAUUCGCAUCUCAAGAGAAUCUUGAUGCUCAUAUCCUUACACAUACAAAUUGUGAUUUAUGUGGUCAAUCGUUUAGUAAUAGUGAUGAAAUCGAAACACAUAAGGCGGAACAACAUAAUUUGAAGGUUAAACAUCCGUGUCCUCAUCCAAAUUGCAAUAAAGCUUUUUAUAAAGGAGGCCAACUCGAAAAACACAUCGAAACACACAACAUCCAAAAAGAAUUCCAGUGCACGCUCUGUGAUAAAAGCUUUCAUCGAAAAUUCUAUCUAGCCCAACACAUGAAUCGUCAUACCAAAACAAGACCCUUCCAAUGUGAGCAAUGUUCAAAGGCAUUUUAUAGUUCUGGAGAACUACAAAGACAUAUUAUGCGACACACUGGCGAUCGUCCAUUUCCAUGUGAUAUGUGCGAUAAAACAUAUCCUUUAGCUAGCGAAUUGAGAGUUCACAAACAAUCUCACUCAGGCGAACGACCCUUUGCUUGUGAAUUUUGCCCGAUGCGUUUUGGAUUUGCCAACGUGCUGAGAAAACACCUGAUAACGCACACCGGUGAGAGGUCAUUCAAAUGUACUAUAUGUGGUCGAGGAUUUGUCCACAAACAAAAUUGUGAUGAUCACAUGAAAAUGCACUCAGGUGAAAAAGAAUAUGGCUGCGAAGUUUGUGGAAUACGAUAUUACACUAAAGAUUCGUUGAGAAAACACAUGAGAAAUCAUAGAAAGAAUCAAAGGUUAGAAGAGAAUGUUGCUGAAAAUAUAAGCACAUUAUGUUAAAAAGAAGUAAGAAAAUAUUAGGCUCAAUUUAUAUGGCAAUGCUGCUUAAUGUAUGUUUUAUUCCUAUAGCAAUAAAAUAUAUUGUAAUACAAUUAUAAUAUGAUUAUAUAAGAAACUAAAUACGAACUUAAAUUAUGAAAUAAAAUAGUUAAUUUAUUAAAACUUAAAA